CAGGCAUCGACGCCACCCAGUUCCUGGUACACUUCCCAAGCUCACACGGACAGUGAGGCCAACCGAGUGUUCAGCAGCUCGUGGGUCUAUGUUGGACACCUUGGGAGCCUGAAGGAGUCUGGAACCUUUACAGCAGGCACGUACAUGGGCAUGCCGUAUGUGCUGGCGCGCUCAGCUGACGGCCAACUCAGAGCCUUUCACAAUGUCUGCAGACACCAUGCAGCAGCAGUGGCUUUGGGCAGUGGACGCCAGGAUUGCUUCACAUGCCCCUAUCAUGGCUGGACAUAUGGCUUGGAUGGACGGCUGCGCAGAGCACCUCACAUGAGGGGAAUUGAGAACUUCCGAGCAGCCGACUAUGGCCUCAGACAGCUUCGCAUGAGAACAUGGGGUCAUUUCAUCUUCCUGAAUUUUGACAGCAAUGACAUCACGUGCUGCACAGGUGUUGGCAGUUUUGAAGCUCAGCUAGGACCGGAGGGUCUGCAAGCUAUGGAGGCCGCUGGCAUCGCAGAUAGUCACCUUGUGCACGUCGCCUCACAAAGCUACACCCUGCAAUGCAACUGGAAGGUUUUUUGUGAUAAUUACCUGGAUGGCGGUUACCAUGUAUCAAUAGCGCAUCCUGAUCUUGCAGCUGGUUUGGAUUUGACUACGUAUUCCAGCACCAUCUAUGAAAGCUGCUCAAUCCAAAGCUGUCAACCUAAGAAUGCAGCUAAAGUACGAUUAGGUGAAAGGGAGGCAGCAUAUGCUUUUGUAUACCCCAAUCUCAUGAUCAAUCGCUAUGGGCCCUGGAUGGAUACAAAUCUGGUGCUUCCGGAUGGACCCAGGAGAUGCACCGUGCACUUUGAGUACUGGCUCGAGCAGAGCCUUGUUCAUGACUCAUCGCUGAUUGAUUCGAGCCUUGCAGACAGUGAUCAGGUGCAACAGGAAGAUAUUGCUCUCUGUGAGGCUGUGCAAAGGGGUUUGCACUCUCCCGCUUAUGAUACUGGCAGGUAUGCUCCUGGUUUGGAGCAGCCCAUGUUCCAUUUCCACAAGCUGCUACAGAGAGAUCUCAUGGGGUCUGCACAGCUCGAGGCGUGA
Molecule: messenger RNA, 1074 nt
Organism: Coccomyxa subellipsoidea C-169
Lineage: Eukaryota; Viridiplantae; Chlorophyta; Trebouxiophyceae; Coccomyxaceae
Product: choline monooxygenase
Exons: 8
Molecular function (GO): iron ion binding; 2 iron, 2 sulfur cluster binding
Source: RefSeq, a predicted model, not a curated record